This is a messenger RNA of Paramisgurnus dabryanus, 1217 nucleotides long. It is a transcript of the gene thap3, whose product is annotated as THAP domain containing, apoptosis associated protein 3. Lineage: Eukaryota; Metazoa; Chordata; Actinopteri; Cypriniformes; Cobitidae. The record is from RefSeq and is a predicted model, not a curated record.
AUAACCUAUAAUUAUAAAGGAAUUUGCUUUAUUCAACGGGACUGUGAUUCAAUGGGCCAAGAGAAAAUAUAAUAAAAUAUAACUAGCAGGCUAAAGAUAAUCCACGUGUUACGACUUUUAAUCAUUUUGAGACACUGCGGGGCUUGAUAGUCGCCAUCUUUGUUCGGGGCAAAAUGCCGAAAAGUUGUUCUGCAUUUAAGUGCACCAAAAGGUACAAUAAAACAAAUCCUGAGAUAACGUUUCACAGGUUUCCUUUCAGUAAACCAUCAGUUUUGAAACAAUGGUUAGAUAACAUCGGACGAGACGACUUUCAUCCAAGGAAACACAUGGUCAUCUGUUCACUUCAUUUCACCCCUGACUGUUUCAGUGGUUUCGGCAACCGCAGAAAUCUGUUAUGGAACGCCGUGCCAACAAUCUUCACUAUCCCACCUGAGGAUGCAAAGCAAACAGUUUCUAAGAAGAUAAUAAAAAGGCCUGCUGAUAAAUUGGAUGGCAUUGCACGUGAGAGUAAAGAUUCUUCUGCUGAGGAUGCUCAAAGGUUGGAAAAGGACACUCGACUGGUUUCUUACAUUAAUUUAGAGGCUGGGUGUCAAACCACAAUGGAUUUAGCAGCCACAGACCACACAUAUGCCAUUUUGGAUCCAUGCACAACUAAAGCCCAUCUCUUUGAGGUUUUAGAUGCCAACAUAUGGCUACAGAAAAGAUUACAGACCAAAUGCAGAGUGAUAAAAAGAAUGAGGCUUAAACUACAAGGGACACAAAGACAGCUUCUGACUUUACGGCGUAAAGUGGAGCGCAGAGACAUACAUUACCACAGACAGUUCCCAAAACAAGGUGACAGUGCCUUAAAGACCUAACCAAGCAUUUGAAGUGAUUUAAAGGUAUAGUUCACCACAAAAAUGAAAAUUCUGUCAUCAUUUACUCACUCUCAUGUUGUUACAAACCUGUAUCAAUUUAUUUAUUCUGGUAAAAACGAAGGAAGAUAUUUUGAGGAAUAUUUCUAACCAAACCAAUCAUGAGCCCCAUUCACUUCAAUAGUAGGAAAAAAGAAUACUAUGAAAACUAAAUGGGGCUCAUGGUUACAAACAUUUAUCAAAAUAUCUUUCUUUGUGUUCAUCAGACAGAAUUAUUGUUAUCCCUAUAACAUUUGGGUUACACUAAGGUGUUGAUUUCUUAAACAAAUGUAUAAUUUGACAAACACAUUUUAAAACUUCACU